AUGGGCUACGACACAGUAAUACCGAGUUAUAUUAAGCUCGAGAAGAACGAAGUAUUCGUAAAUAUUUUUGGUGAAAAAAAGGACAGCUCUGGAACUAUUCCCAAGUUGGCAGCAAUCAUAGCGUUACCAUUGUUUCAAAACGUUACAGAACCACAUAUUAUUAAAGUGGCCACACUAAUUCACGGACAUCAGUCCCACAAAAAUGCUAUUUAUCAGCCAUUAUUAUCCCAAACAUUAAGUAGCAUAGGGUAUUGUGUAGUACGUUUCGAUUUUAGGGGACAAGGUGACUCAUCCUGUAACGAGUCCAAGAUGGAGGGAAGAACUAUUUCACAAGAUGUCAGUGAUCUACAAACUAUUUCUGCUUUUAUUAACAAUGGAAAUCUUUUAAAAUUAGUCAAUAAUGAAAUAUCAAAGCAAAAACCAUCACAUGGCAGCAGUUAUAAAGUAGUAGAUAAUGAAAUUAUGGUAGCUCACUCCAGAGGCGUACUGGCCAUGUUUGAAUAUCUACUAAAACAUAAGGAAAUCGAACUACCUUUAGUAGUUAAUUGUUGUGGACGGUUUGAUGGUAGUGGAUUACUUGCUAGGUAUACAGGAAUGAAACCAACCUGGAGAGAUGAAGGAGGCCUUAAUAUUCCAACAUUAAGAUAUGGUAAAUAUGUGAACUGUUGGAUCCCAACAGCUGAAAUUCUAAGUACCGCAAAUAUAGAUACACAAAUGUUUAGUAAAAUUAAUGCAUUCACAAGAAUAUUAUUAGUAUAUGGAUCUAAGGAUACAAUUGUUCCUAUUGAGGAUGGGGAGAAAUAUAGAAAAUUAUUCCAAAACAGAGGCGUAUCGCUUAUUAUAGAUGGUGCCGACCACAACUUUUAUGGACAACCCAAUGAUUCUAACCUCCAGAAUCUUCCUUUUAAACGGGGUAAGGUUAAUUAUUCAGUGCUCUUUGUAUCAAGACUUAUGGAAUUUUUGCAGAAUUUCGAUGAGAUAACUAUAAAUAAUUAA
This is a messenger RNA of Maudiozyma saulgeensis, 996 nucleotides long. The record is from the annotation of a GenBank genome assembly. Lineage: Eukaryota; Fungi; Ascomycota; Saccharomycetes; Saccharomycetales; Saccharomycetaceae.